Rosa chinensis is the source of this 1629-nucleotide messenger RNA. RefSeq names its product sister chromatid cohesion protein DCC1. The record is from RefSeq and is a predicted model, not a curated record. The transcript has 4 exons. Gene Ontology annotation, biological process: mitotic sister chromatid cohesion; maintenance of mitotic sister chromatid cohesion. Gene Ontology annotation, cellular component: nucleus; chromosome, centromeric region; Ctf18 RFC-like complex. The coding region runs from base 127 to 1320 and encodes 397 amino acids. NCBI's taxonomy places the organism in Eukaryota, Viridiplantae, Streptophyta, Magnoliopsida, Rosales, Rosaceae.
GAGUCUCUGCGUUCUCCUCUGACCAAGUCAAAACCCCAUCGAGCCACACAACCCCAAAACGGCGUCGUCGUAUUCCUGCCAAGCCUUUCGCCAAUAACAGCUGUGUGUGGCUGACGGAGAGAGACGAUGGAACCACCCUCUUCAGACUGUAGAGGUGCAGAAGCAGUACUAAAUCUCCAACCCAGCUCGUCAAUUCCUAUUACAUAUCACCCCCUCUUUGGUCCUCACAAUGAUCUGAUCCUCCUUGAACUUGAUGAGAAACUCCUCCCUGAUAUCCUUCACCAAAGAGUGACUGUUAGAGGACAGCCUGAUGAAGAUGCAGUCAUCUGCACGGAAUCAAAGACUUACGCAAUCAAGUCUGUUGGAACUUCGAAUUCUGUUUUCCUCAUACCCCCAUCUUGUCAAUUUAAUUCUUUUGAAGAACCAAAAUGUUUUAAUGAGAAUUAUCAUGACCGGCAAUCUGCUGCAUCUGUCCUUAAGAUUGCACCCGGUACCAUGGAGCUUGUUGAAAUUGCUCCAAGACUUGACAAGCUCAGGUUGCUACUUUCUGAGAAUCCUUACAAGACUGAGGAGGACACUGAAAUGGAAGAACUGGGGGGCAUGGAAAGAGAGAAUGUAGGACUGUAUAGAUGGGAAGAUCUUAUUGAGAAGAUUCAAGCAAGUAACGAGGAGUUAAGGAAUGCGUUAGAGGCUCUUUCAGCUGUGGAGAUUGAUGGGUACUGGAGAAUUGUGGAUGAAAGGUACAUGGAUACGAUGCUAAGGAUACUUUUGCACAAUGCAGUGUUGAAUGACUGGUCAUUUGCCUCACUUAAUCAAGAUGAGGUUGUUAAUGUGCUGGUAUCAGAUGGCUUUCCUCGCAAACUUGCAAAUCAUUGCCUGCAUGCCUUUGGUAGUAAGGUGGAUAAAGGUGUGGGCACAAGUAAUACAUGGAAGUUGGAUGAGAGGAAAGUGUGUGUGCACUUUGCAAUAGAAAUCUUGAGAGACGGGAAGAGGAAAAUGGAGAGUUUCAUGGAGGAGUGGAUGCGAAAAAGUCCUGAAGGGAUGCAAGCAAGUUUUGACAUGUUGGAAGGUGAAGUUUUGACCGAGAAGAUUGGCAUUGAGACAUGGAUCCGUGCCUUCCGUGUUUCAUCACUGCCGGGCAAUCCUGCAGAGCGUUUCUCCAUCCUGUUUAAAGAGCGUCCGAAAUGGGAGUUGAAGGAUCUACAGCCCUUCAUCAGGGACUUGAAUGUGCCCGGUCUUUCUGCAGAAGGUUUGCUUCUUAAGUACACGAGAAGAUUACAACCAACUAUGGACACAGAACCAGUUUUCAGCUCAAGAUAGUGUUGGUAUAUGUUUAUUGGCAUUUCUCUGGUAAUCUUCAAUCUACCAAGGCUAAUAUACAAGGACUCUUGUGAAGCAGCCCUUAGAGAUUUAGAAUCAUAAUGUCAUAUUAGUGAAUCCGAUACUGUGCGUUGGCUAAAGGGAAUAGCUAAGAUCCAAUAUGUUGAAAUAUUAAAUUACUUCCUGUUUUAGUUGUAAUUGUAUUUUAGAUUAUGUGGACAUGUGUAGUUUGAUCAAAUGCCACAGUAUGGAUGAGAUUGCACCUUGGUUUUUGCAUUAGGUUUACAUCCUUUAGCCACAAGAUAUUGA